AUGCCGUCAACAACAUAUAACCUCCCAGGUCAUAGGUAUCGCCUACAUACACAAUUCACCAUCCCGAUGCGGUCUUCCAGUCGGCACAGAUAUCAGGGUACCAGGGCCAGAUACAGAGACGAUAAUCCCAGGUCUGCCGUUCUCACUGGCCAUCUCGUGCUUAACCUGCGAUGCCAUGGCACGGUGCGGGGGAAUCGGUUCGGUUCCGGUUCCGCGCCUUAUCGAUCCAACCAGCUUAGCCAGCUGGAGCCCUACAGGAGCUGCAGCACUGUAGUCGGCUCGGAAACGGUGUCCAGAGAAGACCGAAUCCAUAUGCAAAUGACAAUGACAUUUCCCACUCCCCAACAACGCAUCAUAAUAAUCGGCGCCGGCAUCGUCGGCGCCAACCUCGCCGACGAGCUCCUGGCUCAAGGAUGGCUUGCAGCCAACAUCACAGUGCUCGAGCAAGGCCCGCUCUCCUUGCCGGGCGGCUCGACUUCGCACGCCCCAGGGCUCGUCUUCCAGACGAGCCCGUCCAAGACAAUGACGCGGUUCGCACAGUACACGGUCCAGAAGUUACAGCGGAUCGAGAAAGAUGGGCAGAAUUGCUUCAAUCAGCUAGUCGAUGCCCGUCUUGUUGAUGGAGACGAGUGUCGAAGGCUUUACCCGCUUCUUAACAAGGAAAGUGAUGUUGUGCUCGGGGGUCUGCAUAUCAAGACUGACGGGCUGGCGCUUGCGGCGCGCGCGACGGGGAUUCUGAUUGAGAGGACCAGGGGGGCUGGUGUGAAGUAUCGGGAGCACACUGCCGUCACGGGGAUCCUUCAGGAGAACGGCAAAGUCAAGGGGGUGAGGACGAGCAGUGGGGAGGACUUGUACGCCGACAAUGUCGUUUCGUGCGCGGGCUUCUGGGGCGUCGAGAUUGGGAGGAUGGCUGGGGUUGGGAUCCCCCUGCUGCCGCUGGCACAUCAGUACGCAAAGACUAGUCCUAUCGGUGAACUGAGCAACCGUGAUGCGAACAGCCGGAUGAACGGGCUCAAUGCGACUCUGCCUAUCCUGAGACACCAAGACCAGGACCUGUAUUACCGCGAGCACGGCGACCGAGUUGGGAUCGGCUACUACGGACACAAGCCCAUGCCUGUCGACGCGAGGGCUCUCGGUGCGACACCCAAGCAUGUUGACGAAAAAAAUAUGCCAUCGAGACUCGAGUUCACAAGUGAGGACUUUGCGCCAGCAUGGGAGGAGACAAAGAAGCUUCUCCCUGCGCUGCGAAACGCACAGGUUGACGACGGGUUCAAUGGGGUCUUUUCCUUUACGCCAGACGGUGGGCCCCUAGUCGGCCAGGCGCCCAAUCUCGACGGCUUCUUUGUGGCGGAGGCCGUCUGGGUAACGCACUCGGCCGGUGUGGCGAGGGCUAUGGCAGAGAUUCUCACGAGAGGGUGGUCGAGCAUUGAUGUUUCGGAGUGUGAGCUAUCACGGUUUGAGCGUGUUCAGCUGAACAGGUCGUAUGUCGAGGAGACAUCACAGCAGAACUUUGUCGAGAUCUACGAUAUCAUCCAUCCCCUGCAGCCGAGGGAGUCGCCCAGGAAUCUGCGAGUUAGUCCAUUCUACGCGCAGCAGAUGCAGCUCGGCGCUGUCUUCAUGGAGCUAGGAGGGUGGGAACGACCCUUUUGGUACGGGGCGAACGCUCAUCUUCUGCAGUCUCUGCCCGAGCACUGGAGGCCAGUAGAGAGAGACGCCUGGUCGGCCAGGUUCUAUUCGCCCAUCGCGGCCGUCGAGGCGUGGAAGACGCGCAACGCAGUCGCCAUGUACGAUAUGUCCUCGUUCCAUCGGUUCAUUGUCUCGGGGCCUGGGGCCGUCGCUCUCCUGCAGGGCCUUGGCACUGUCGAUGUGGACGUACGGCCUGGGACGAUCGUGUAUGCCCUGCUCCUGAAUGAGAACGGGGGAAUCUACAGCGACGUCUUCGUGACCAGACUCGGCAGCUUUACCUAUCAGAUCGGCGCCAACACAGCAACAGACUUGGCAUAUCUAGCUCGGAAGGCACGGUACCAGACGCAGAAAUCCCCAGCAGACUGGGUCCACGUCGAAGAUGUGACAGGCGGCACAUGCGCCAUUGGCCUUUGGGGCCCACGCGCAGCCGACGUCCUACACUCAUUGCCCUUACCUAGAGAGACAGACAUCUCGAACAAAUCUCUCCCCUACAUGCGCGCCAAAGCCGUCACUAUCGCAAGCAUCCCCGUCACGUUGUUCAGGAAGUCCUACGUCGGCGAAUACGGCUGGGAAAUCCAGACCUCUGCUGAGCACGGCGCACGCCUGUGGGAGGCGAUUUUCAACGCAGGCAAAAGGCAUGGCCUCAUCGCCGCUGGUCGGGCGGCAUUCAACGCCCUCCGUAUCGAGAAGGGCUAUCGCACGUAUGGAGUUGACAUGACCACCGAGCAUGAUCCAUACGAGGCCGGGCUAGGAUCCGCCAUUGCCAACUUGAAGCUGGAGGGCACGAGUAAGAAAGCGGAAUUUGUUGGUAAGGCUGCGUUACGAGCUCGCGGCAAGAAAGCUCUAACCCGCCGUCUGACUUGUCUGACGGUUGAUGAUGGAAUGUCCAUGGUUAUGGGCAAGGAGCCGGUCUAUCUUAGCGGGAAUGCUGUAGGAUAUGUCACGAAUGCGGCUUUUGGAUAUACUAUCAGGAAGCCAGUAGUCUAUGCCUGGGUGCCUGCUGGGCUGAAUGAAGGGGUGGGCGUCGAGAUUGGGUAUUUUGGAAAGAAAAUUAAGGCCACUGUUGUUGGGGAGCCGGUGGUUGAUCCGGAGGGGAAGAGACUGGCUGGUCCGGCUGAGGAGGAAAAUAAGAUGAAGAGUCCGCUUAGGUCACUUCUAUAG
Aspergillus nidulans FGSC A4 is the source of this 2847-nucleotide messenger RNA. Its product is annotated as GcvT family protein. The transcript is spliced from 5 exons. The coding region runs from base 1 to 2847 and encodes 948 amino acids. Lineage: Eukaryota; Fungi; Ascomycota; Eurotiomycetes; Eurotiales; Aspergillaceae. The record is from RefSeq and is a predicted model, not a curated record.